UAGCGUUUACGGACAGUGGAUGUGGCAGCGGAGGAGGACGGGAAGCAGGAACCGAAGAGGGGAGAAGUGUCUAUAAUGAGACCGCUGCUACAGUGCUGUGCUUUCGGGUGUUCGGUCACACAUUUCCGUGCACUUCCCGCUUUUCGUAACAAAUCCGUCACACAAGCAGCAGCUGCAUUUCAACUGCAUUUGAGAAAAACGAUGCACUAUCAAACUGAGGAGAGAGGACACCCGAAUUCUCCUGACUACCGGAUUUAUUUUAAAAACUCUGGAGGGAAAUACAUUUCACCAUUCCAUGAUAUUCCACUCAUAGCAGAGACAGAACAAGACAAUGAUGUACCAGCUAAAAAGCCCAAGAAGCCUGAGAGUGAGCUGCUCUUUAACAUGGUGGUGGAGGUUCCUCGAUGGUCAAAUGCUAAAAUGGAGAUUGCAACAAAGGAACCUCUAAACCCCAUCAAACAAGACGUAAAGAAAGGCAAGCUCCGAUACGUUGCCAACAUAUUUCCUCAUAAAGGUUAUAUCUGGAACUAUGGAGCACUCCCACAGACAUGGGAGGACCCCAACCACACAGACAAAGACACGAAGUGUUGUGGUGAUAACGACCCUAUUGACGUUUGUGACAUCGGCACCCAGGUGUGUUAUCCAGGUCAGGUGAUCCAGGUGAAAGUGCUCGGCAUCUUGGCUAUGAUCGAUGAGGGAGAGAUGGACUGGAAGGUCAUUGCUAUCAAUGCUGAGGACCCAGAUGCCAAAAACCUAAAUGGUAUUGAGGAUGUCCGCAAGAGUCGGCCAGGCCAUUUAGAAGCUACUGUCGACUGGUUUAGGAAAUAUAAAGUGCCUGAUGGAAAACCUGAGAACCAAUUUGGAUUCAAAGGACAAUUCAAAGACAAGGACUUUGCAGUUGAGAUCAUUAGGUCCACCCAUGAGCACUGGAGGGCACUAGUGCAGAGGCAGACUGAUGGUGGAGACAUUGAAUGCCAAAAUAUCUCCUGCUGUGAGAGCCCUUUCAAAUGCAGCAGCGAUAAGGCCAGGGAUGUGGUUCAGUCGGCCCCUGUGUUGGGGAGUGCAUAUCCUGUAUCUCCAGAUGUGGACAAGUGGCAUUUUGUCUGAGUGAUUCUGAAGCUCCUCAAGCCCAAACAGAACCCAUUAAUUUCAUGUGAAGAAGCCGUACAUCUACUGAUGCACCUUUUAUAUGCAGCUGCGUUCACGUUCUCAGCUGUGUGAAGUGCCAUCUACACUUACUAUUCAAUAAUGUCUGUAAACCAUUGGGUGUAUUAUUAGGCAGCCUGUUAAUUUGUCCAUUGAAACACUACUUUUGAGAGAAAUACAGGGUGGGGAAGCAAAAUUUACAAUGAACAUUUAGUUGUUUUUUCUCAGCAGGCACUACGUCAGUUGUUUUGAAACCAAACCUAUAUUGAUGUCAUAAUCAUACCUAACACUAUUAUCC
Messenger RNA from Sphaeramia orbicularis (orbiculate cardinalfish), 1444 nucleotides. RefSeq names its product inorganic pyrophosphatase 2 (gene ppa2). Lineage: Eukaryota; Metazoa; Chordata; Actinopteri; Kurtiformes; Apogonidae. Gene Ontology annotation, molecular function: inorganic diphosphate phosphatase activity; magnesium ion binding. The record is from RefSeq and is a predicted model, not a curated record. Gene Ontology annotation, biological process: phosphate-containing compound metabolic process. Gene Ontology annotation, cellular component: cytoplasm. The transcript has 12 exons. The coding region runs from base 76 to 1107 and encodes 343 amino acids.